Messenger RNA from Sphenostylis stenocarpa, 675 nucleotides. NCBI's taxonomy places the organism in Eukaryota, Viridiplantae, Streptophyta, Magnoliopsida, Fabales, Fabaceae. The record is from the annotation of a GenBank genome assembly.
AUGAGUUCGAUUCAUUUGAUAAACACCCUUGCUGCUCCAUUUCGUUCUUUUUCUCCUCCGUCCCAUUUUCCGCAAUGCCAUUCACCUCUCCGUUCCUCUGCUGUACCGAAACGAACUCGUUUCUCUUACUCGUCUGGGUUCCGCCUUGCCUCAGGUCCAACUCUGAAUUCGGUUCCGCGUGGGAAUGGAACUUAUUCAGUUGCUGAUUUCAUGACAAAGAAGCAAGAUUUGCAUGUUGUGAAAAUCUACACCACCGUUGAUGAAGCUCUGGAGGCUCUUGUAAACAACAGAAUCAGUGGUCUUCCGGUAAUAGAUGAUAACUGGAAUUUGGUUGGAGUUGUUUCCGAUUAUGAUUUAUUAGCUAUUGACUCGAUAUCAGGAGGCCCUCAGAGUGAUGCAAACUUGUUCCCGAACGUGGAUAGCACUUGGAAAACAUUCAAUGAGCUACAAAAGUUGCUUAGUAAGACCAAUGGGCAAGUUGUUGGUGAUUUGAUGACUCCAACUCCACUUGCUGUUCAUAAAUCGACUAGUCUUGAGGAAGCGGCUAGGCUGUUGCUUGAAACAAAAUAUCGUCGACUACCUGUGGUAGAUGAUGAUGGAAAGCUAGUUGGACUUAUUACAAGGGGAAAUAUUGUUAAGGCAGCUCUGCUAUCAAAACGCGCGGGAGAGUGGUGA